CUACAACUACAUGGACAUCAGCAACAGGGAGGACACCUUUGUAGAGCAGUACCUUCCCUUGGAAAACUGGGGAGAGGGUGGUGUGACUGACACAGAGUCCCAUUUGGAGAAAAAACAUGUAGGAAUUGUAGAGCCUUUGCAUUUAAUGUUAGCCUCACAAACAUACCUUACUCACAAACAUCCUGCUUCUUCAGUGGAUAAGUCAGACCACCAGGCCUACCAAGCUUUGGGUACCCUGCACACUACAAACCCCAUGUGCAAUACUAUAAGAGAACCCCCUACACCUGGCAAUGGAUCCUCACCAGAGUACCACCCACCAAUCAUAUCUGAGAGGGAAAGUAUCUUGAGUCUAGGUGUGAUGGGUAUACCCACAGUCUCGCUGUCAGAGUAUGUGGAUGACAACCCUGAUUCACCUAUAGAUGAGAGUGAUUCUGCACUGGAUGUGGAUUUUCAGUCAACUGAAGGUACAACUGAGAGUGCAGCAAGCAGAGUCACUGUUAGUACCCCCACUUUGACUGCCUCCGAGGAUGCCACAAGCGCAGAUUCUGGUGACUCGAAGAUCAAGCUGGUAUCACCACCUGACUGCAAGAAACCAACCAAUACAACAUCUAUAAGUUCUGUCCCUGCAGGUGCCACUACUUCUGUCCAGCCAACACCCCCAAUCCAGUACAGCAUUCUGCGUGAGGAAAGGGAGGCAGAGCUGGAUAGUGAGCUUGUCAAUGAAUCCUUUGAUGAGAACCCAGAGAAAGAACAUGCUGCUUUGAGCCCCAGAGGUCAGAAAUCCAAGCCCUGGUCAGCUGCAGCCUCCUCAAUUCCUUCUUCAGUCAUUUCUUCUUCUACUGUAGAAACCACCCUUACUGAGCCUUUGUCUAGCAAUAUAGGGUCCCAAUUCAUGAAUGAAAAAGACACAGUGGAAAUAACAUCCCCAACAGCCUUGGCAAACACAGGAGUGCGAGUGGAACAGCCUACAGUGGAGGAUAAGGUUGGGAAGCAGAGGCGUGGUAGCCAAAGCCGAGGAUUUUCAGUCAGGAGAGCCUCAAUGCCAAUAUUCCUUUGGGGACUGGAACAACAGAAAGCUGUAGAUCUGCUAUACUGGCGGGAUGUAAAGAAGACAGCACUCCUGUUGAGCAGCAUGCUGCUCCUACUCUUGUCACUCACACAGUUUAGUGUGGUGAGCGUGGGAGCCUACCUUGCCUUGGCGAUCCUCUCCACCACCGUCAGUUUCAGGAUCUACAAGUCCGUCUUACAGGCUGUGCAGAAAACAGAUGAGGGUCACCCUUUCAGGUCCUACUUGGAAAUUGACAUGACCCUGUCGCAGGAGCAGAUGCAAAAAUAUGCUGAAGGAGCCCAGUACUAUAUCAGUUGCAUACUGAAGGAGCUGUGUCGGCUGUUCCUGGUGCAGGACCUGGUGGACUCGCUCAAGUUUUCCGUGCUGAUGUGGCUGCUUACCUAUGUGGGCACUCUGUUCAACGGCCUUACCUUGCUGAUCAUGGUGGUUGUGUCCAUGUUUUCCAUGCCAGUGGUGUAUGAGAAGUACCAGGCGCAGAUUGAUCAGUACCUGGGACUAAUAAAGACCCAUGUAAACUGUGUGGUGGGAAAGAUCCAGGAAAAGAUACCAGGAGCCAAGAGGAAGACAGAAUAGACUUUUAGAAACAUGGACGGUGACUGGAAGACAAGACCUGCUAGAAGGGAGGUUCAUUCCCCAGUCCAGAAGUAGCACGCUGCCACCCUUCCCCAGGCAGCCUGUAGAAGCGUAGGAGUCAUACUUAACAUUACCCAUGUCCAGAGCUAAAGUCUAAUGAGGGAAAGGGCAAGUCAAAACAACAGACAAAAACUAGAUGUGUCUUUAUUGUUUAUUAAAUGCAUGGAAUUCAGUUUCUUGAAGUCGCAUUUGCUCUGUUGUAUUUUUUUGUUGUGCU
This is a messenger RNA of Scleropages formosus (Asian bonytongue), 1919 nucleotides long. RefSeq names its product reticulon-1-like. The record is from RefSeq and is a predicted model, not a curated record. Bases 11 to 1642 code for a protein of 543 amino acids. Gene Ontology annotation, cellular component: endoplasmic reticulum membrane; postsynaptic density; neuron projection. Gene Ontology annotation, biological process: brain development; endoplasmic reticulum tubular network formation; neuron differentiation. The transcript has 8 exons. Lineage: Eukaryota; Metazoa; Chordata; Actinopteri; Osteoglossiformes; Osteoglossidae.